This is a messenger RNA of Diatraea saccharalis (sugarcane borer), 1614 nucleotides long. NCBI's taxonomy places the organism in Eukaryota, Metazoa, Arthropoda, Insecta, Lepidoptera, Crambidae. The record is from the annotation of a GenBank genome assembly.
AUGGUGGAAAACGGCGCAUCUAGUGGGGGAAGCGAUAGCCCAAACGCAACUUGUGUGCGUUCAGGUCUUCUGGAAACUCUGGUGCGAGGCGUCUGGUAUAGAGUACAUUGCUCUUUAGAAGAGGAUUAUUUUAGUGUAUGUCUGGAUGAUGGAUAUGACGCAACAACAACAUUAAAUGGAUCUAUCAAUAAUAACAAUGUAGAGACUCCUAAUAGUGAUUUCACAGAAGUGCCCGAAGCAAUUGCAAACCAAAAACGUUUAGUGCAAGUAGUGAAGUCUGACAAUAAUGGUUUGGGUAUUUCUAUUAAAGGGGGAAUAGAAAAUAAUAUGCCAAUAUUAAUAUCUAAAAUAUUCAAAGGAAUGGCAGCUGAUCUAACAGAACAGCUAUAUGUUGGCGAUGCAAUAUUGUCAGUUAAUGGGGAAGAUUUAAAGGAUGCAACACAUGAAGAAGCUGUGAAAGCUUUAAAAAGAGCUGGUAAAAUGGUGCAGUUAGAAGUGAAAUAUUUACGUGAAGUAACACCAUACUUUCGCAAAGCAUCGAUUAUUAGCGAAGUUGGCUGGGAAUUACAGCGUGGCUAUAUGGCUGAAUCGCCACCUUCACCGCCCUCCCCUCACCGUCGUCGUGUUGAUACACGUUAUGUACCUUUGCUAAUGGCGUGUGUUGCUAAAAAUUUACGUCAUCAUGACCCAGAGGAUCGCACGAUUGAAGUGUACUCGCCGGACGGAGUCCACGCAUUGGCAUUGCGAGCAGGGUCGGCAGCGGCGGCAGCAGGCUGGCACCGCGCAUUACACGCUGCCGCCCGGCGCGCCGCCCGCGCUGCGCUAGCGCGUGCUCGUCCGCGCCUGCGUUCCCUUUUGGGUGACGUACGCUAUGCUGGAUGGCUUGCGCGCAGGCCUCCACAAGACCAAGUAAGUGCAUCUGGUGGUUCAGACAGCUCGGACGAGGCGGAGGGGUGGCAACCAACUUUCGUGGCUAUCACAGACCGCGAACUCAGGUUAUAUGAAGCUGCACCGUGGUCAGCUGAAGCAUGGUGCGCGCCCACAGAGAGUUUUAGUCUUGCAGCGACGCGAUUAGCGUGGUGGAGGCGUGGGGCUGCUAACACAGGUAACGGCGUUGGUGGGGGUAGUGGCGGGGGUGGGGGUGGUGGUGGUGGUGGCGGUGGGGCGGCGGCGCUGGGCGUGCGUGCGGGCACGCCAGCGGGGCUGUGCGUGCGCGCGCUGCGGGCGGACACGCCCCACGACCUCGCCGCCGUUGCGGGCGCGCUUGUAGACGGCGCCCAUCACGCCGUGCGUGCGCAACCAGAGUUCACCUUCCGUUGUAGGUUCCGCGGCGUGUGCGCGCGUCUAUCGCUGGGCGCGGGCGGCGCGUGCGUGUGGGAGGCGGCCGGGUCGCUGGGGCGGGGCGGUGCGCGCGCCCUCUACCGCCGCCCGCUGCACGCGUUACGCGCCUCCGCUGACGACGACCGCUCCGCACUGUGGCUGCACUUCGCCGACGACGACACCAUAGAAUUGGAUAUGGAAGGUAGUCCGAAACCAGCGGUGUUUAUAUUGCACAACUUGUUAUCUGCGCGUGUGCACGCCUUGCCCGGUGAAACGGCCACGCAUCCGCUAUAA